AUGGCUAUUGUUCAGCCACUUGCUUGCCCCCCUCCACCUUCUUCUUCCCUUUCCCCCCGCCUCCCCCUCCUCCUCCUCCUCCUUUUCCUCCGCCUCAUCUCUGCCGGUUCCCACGCGCCUGUGGUGCAUUUAUGCCAGACUUGGGAUGGUCUGAGACGCCUCUCCCAGACACACCUAACCGGCCAGGCCAGCCGAACAGCCAGCCAGUUGGCAGAAGAGCCACAAUCCUGGUCACCAGCUCAACGUCGAUUUGAGCUGAUUGUCUCGUCCCAACAAAAGUAUAAUUCAAGCGAUAAGGGGUUGGAGCUGCGGGGCUGUCUGAGGCCUGCUCCGAGGGCUGAGGGACCGGGUUCUGUGUGA
Molecule: messenger RNA, 360 nt
Organism: Protopolystoma xenopodis
Lineage: Eukaryota; Metazoa; Platyhelminthes; Monogenea; Polystomatidea; Polystomatidae
Source: the annotation of a GenBank genome assembly